This is a messenger RNA of Xenopus laevis (African clawed frog), 2833 nucleotides long. RefSeq names its product tRNA methyltransferase 12 homolog L homeolog (gene tyw2.L). Gene Ontology annotation, molecular function: tRNA methyltransferase activity; tRNA 4-demethylwyosine alpha-amino-alpha-carboxypropyltransferase activity. The transcript has 9 exons. NCBI's taxonomy places the organism in Eukaryota, Metazoa, Chordata, Amphibia, Anura, Pipidae. The coding region runs from base 294 to 1520 and encodes 408 amino acids. Gene Ontology annotation, biological process: tRNA modification; wybutosine biosynthetic process; tRNA methylation. Gene Ontology annotation, cellular component: cytoplasm. The record is from RefSeq and is a predicted model, not a curated record.
UAGGCCCUGUGUUAGCAUAAAUGUCAGCAUUUCAAAUGGAUUUUCAACUGGGCCGCUAUGCUGACAUAAACUUAUUUAUUGGGGAAAUUCUUCUCUGUAAUUUAUCUGUAAAGGGGAAGUUACUUUUGUAUGAAAGGGGUUGUUCACCUCUGAGGUUUGGUAUGAUGUAGAGGCCAGAUUUGGCCUUACCCUCUUCAUUUUCUGGUUUUCAAACCAUUUCCUGGUUGCUAGGCUGAGUGGGAUCAGAGAGACCAGAUAACUAUUGAAAUUCCAAACUGUGCCAUCUGCUGGACAUGGAGCAAGGUGACGACAGAACCUUUGGUGUCCCGGCCAUUCUUACAGAUUCCUGCUUCUCACAAAGAUAUAGGGAGCACCUAGAUAAGAUUGGCAUUCUGGAUGGGCGAUACAGAGCGCAGAAACUACAUGAGGGCACAGUGGCUCUUCCAGUGUUGGAAAACAAACUGAGUGCAUCUGUUGUGGAAGAUCUUAUAGGAACUGUUGCUCCAGGGAGCUCCUGCAGAGAAACACUGAUCAUGAACCCUGUUCUCUCUAAGCGUGCUCGGGUCAUGUCUCCUGCUCAGAUGUUAAGGACAAAUGUCUAUGAGCUGUUGGAACGUCUUGGCCUUACUUGGACAAGAGAUCUAGAACGUGACCUCCCUCACUCAUGGCAGAGGCAUGGAGACCUGGUUGUUUUGAAUGAGGAUUGCUUCAGGGACCCAAUAUGGGAACAGUUAGGCACUGAGUUGUGGGUGAGCGUGGCCUCUUCCUUGGGUGUGGAACGCAUAGCUAAGCAAGGCAGAGUAAUGGACGACGGGAUGAGAUCUCCCAAUGUAACAAUUUUGCUAGGUGAGAAUGGAUGGGUAGAGCAUAUGGACAAUGGCAUCAGGUAUACCUUUGACAUCACAAAAUGCAUGUUCUCAGCAGGAAACAUAACCGAGAAGCAAAGAGUGGCUUCACUAUCCUGUCAUGGAGAGGUGGUGGUUGACCUAUAUUCAGGAAUUGGCUACUUUACUCUGCCAUACUUGGUUCAUGCAGGUGCCUCCUUUGUUCAUGCCUGUGAGUGGAACCCCCAUGCUGUCAGUGCUCUCAAGAAAAAUGUGCUUAUUAACAGGGUUUCUGACAAAUGCCAGAUCCACGAGGGAGAUAACAGACAGCUGACAUUGUGUGAUGUGGCUGACAGAGUGAACCUGGGUCUCAUUCCCACCUCUGAGCCUGGUUAUCCAGUUGCAUGCAGAGUUCUGAAGAAGGACACAGGUGGAGUGCUGCACAUACACCACAAUGUGGACUGCUACUGCAAAAGUCAAGGAGAAAUUGAUAUAGCUGAUUCUCAGACAUGGCGGAAAAAAGCUUGGAGGAAAUGGGCCGAGUCAGUAGAACAAAAUAUCUGUGCAAUGUUAGAGCAAAUUGAAGGGAAAAAAUGGCAAACUGGCAUCUUGCGACUGGAAAAGGUCAAGUCUUAUGCACCACACGUGGAUCAUGUUGUAUUGGACCUGGACUGUCGCCCACUACAAAACAUUUGAAGACCAUUUCUUUUUUUUUGUCUUUUUUUUUUUUUAGUUAAUAAAUCAUGUAUGUUAAAUAUGUUGGUGGCUUAAGUAGGUAAGGACACUGAAAUGUGUAAUUGUAGCAACUUUGCAAUGAAGUCGUUGAGGUCUUUAAUCAGUCAAAAGGACACAAACAGGGUUGCUAACUUUCGCAAGCAUCGCUGCACAGGUGUUUUGGGUUGGCAAAACAUGUUACAUUCUCCCUUAAAGGGCUCCAAUCAUAACUAAAAUCACUUACUAAGUAAAUACACUUUCAAGAUUUUUAAAACCGUUACAAUUGUUCACACCUGUAUUGUUCACACCUGAGACCCAGACUGAGACUGCCCACAUUGUUCACUUUAUACAAAAUGCUAAUGGGGCACCAGCACUGUCACUGUAUUGUAGUACAUAUUAGAGUGGUCCUGAUAGGUUUCCCUGUCUCUUGCUCUGUUCUGCCUUCCAUAUGCUCCCUGUGUGUGCCCUGCUCUGCCUGUCUGUGUCCUGCUUUGCCUGCAUGUGCCAGGUGCCCUACUCUGUGCCUUGCUCUGCCUGUGGAACAUACGCCUGGUCUUUGUUCUGGGGGUUUGUUUAUUUGAAAAUAAAUUGUUGGGGGUCCCUAAGGUGUGUAUCAUGUACGGGGUUUACUGUGUUAUCCAAGGGGAAGAGGAGGCAUAUGGAUUUAAGGGUAUGUCUUAAUAUGACAACUUUUUUCACAUAUAUAUUUUUUGGUGUGCUACCACAAUUAAUUUGGACAUGAUCUUGUGGUAACAUGGGUGUGGUUUAAAAACAGGGAGUGGUCAACACUGGCUUCCAUUAUCGGCCCUACGCUUUGUAGGCUGUAAAAAUUUCGGAUUGCACUGGGUAAAUACCAUUACUCUAUAAUCACAUGUAACACCAGCCUUAAGUCCAUUUUUUAAAUGGUGUACUGCUUCCAACAUACAUACACGGGGGGGAAGCAGAUAAUGUUGGAAACAUACAGUAUACACGCCUGGGAUUCAUUGUUAAAGAGGUUAGAUGACUAUCACUAUGAUUAGAAUAUAAACAUAUUAUAAUACUAUAUAUUGCAUAUAUUGGUCUUUUUCAUUAACUUUACCUACUUCUGCCUUGUAUAACCAGUUUUGUUACAGCAAAAUGCCAUCAUUGCAGAGAGGUCCAGUAAAGGAUGGGCUAUAUCUGAAACAGAUGCUGUAUAUGCGGUAUACUAAGCGGUUUCUUAUCUUAUAUGCUGCAACUGGGGAAAGGGAGGGCUUUCUUUAUAUAGAGGGAUACUCUGUGGACUGCAGAAAGUAGAAUGUGACUUUAAUUUUUAA